This is a messenger RNA of Molossus molossus (Pallas's mastiff bat), 1551 nucleotides long. It is a transcript of the gene CPLX4, whose product is annotated as complexin 4. NCBI's taxonomy places the organism in Eukaryota, Metazoa, Chordata, Mammalia, Chiroptera, Molossidae. Gene Ontology annotation, molecular function: syntaxin binding. Gene Ontology annotation, biological process: neurotransmitter transport; regulation of neurotransmitter secretion; synaptic vesicle exocytosis. The record is from RefSeq and is a predicted model, not a curated record. Gene Ontology annotation, cellular component: terminal bouton; SNARE complex. The transcript is spliced from 3 exons. The coding region runs from base 843 to 1325 and encodes 160 amino acids.
ACAGGUAUUCUCCACAUACCGCUGCGCUGAGAGCGCCCAGGAAGCGGGCUGUACGCAGGAGGAAAAGGUGACCCGUUACACAUUGACGAUGGGACUCAGUGCGUCCUAACCCUCUGGACAGGAGCACUCUCCAGAGCAUCGCUUCCAAGCAGAAUUGUAACAUUUCAGAGCAGAGGGACCCAGUGGUGGUCCCUUUGGACUUGCCUCCUUUGGGUGUUUGUUUAUGUUUGGGAGAUAGUAACCACCUAAGCAGGACAAAAUCCAAGCAAACCGAAGGCAAAUCCUCGCUUUGCACUUAGAAGUCCAAUGAAAUAUAGUGAUGGAUCAAAGGAUUAUUUUUGCUCAAUGAAGCAUUUGGGUUUUGGGUCUCAUUGGACUCAGUUUUCAACCAGAUACUAUGCUCAAGGGCUGGAACUGGGAAAUCCCACUACAGCCUUACAAUGUCAGCCCCGGUGAAUUUAAAGCAGAAUUCUGGAUGAAGCCCUGCUGUGCUUAUCAUUUAAAAUUUAGAAAUGGAUGGGGAGAGAGGGGUAGAUGAUGGGAAGGAUUUUUUCCCUCUGCAAUUAGCUUAGUGUAUUAAUUCAGGAAGCAGUCGGUUCCAUCUGAUCGGAGGGCUCAGUAAUCUGAACCAUCUGCCGGGGCGUACGAGGAAGUCCGCCUCUAAUCCAGCUUACAGCCCGCACACCCCUCUUCUGCAUCAGGACGCCCUUGAAGGAUGAGGCCCCACAAAGUCCUUUGCUCUUAAAUACGUGGCCGUCAUUGAGGAUAUUAGGAGAUUUUGUCUUUUUUUUUUCCUUCAGAUUUUGUCUGAGUUUUGGGUUUCUUUUUCUGGGGAAAAAGAAAUGGCUUUCUUUAUGAAAACUAUGAUAAGUAACCAGGUAAAGAAUUUAGGAUUUGGUGGUGGGUCUGAAGAAAAGAAAGAAGAAGCAGGGACCUCGGAUCCUGCCGCAGCUCAAGGGAUGACCAGAGAGGAAUAUGAGGAAUAUCAGAAGCAAAUGAUCGAGGAGAAGAUGGAAAGAGACGCUGCAUUUACACAAAAGAAGGCAGAAAGGGCGUGCCUCAGAGUUCAUCUCAGAGAGAAGUACAGACUUCCGAAGAGCGAGAUGGAUGAGAACCAACUCCAGAUGGCUGGAGAUGAAGUGGAUUUGCCCGAAGAUCUCCGGAAAAUGGUAGAUGAAGAUCACGAAGAAGAAGAAGAAAAGGAUUCUAUUCUCGGGCAGUUACAGAAUCUUCAGAACAUAGACUUGGACACCAUAAAAGAAAAAGCCCAGGUCACGUUCACAGAAAUCAAGCAGACAGCAGAGCAGAAGUGUUCUGUGAUGUGAGGGGCGGGCACAGGUGCAGGAGGGGACCAGGUCAAGGCAGAGGGGACCAGGUCGAGGUGGAGGGGACCACUCUCCUAUGGAAAGUCUUGAGUAGCAAAUACUUCAAUGCAGUGAACGAGGUUAGAAAAACUAUGAUGACAAACCUAUAUGAACAGGUAGACAAGUUGAUGUUCUAACUGUUCCUGGUAGGACAUUUAGCUAGCCCCUGCCAGCGGAAAUGACACCC